Bradysia coprophila is the source of this 847-nucleotide messenger RNA. RefSeq names its product Chemosensory protein B 38c (gene CheB38c). NCBI's taxonomy places the organism in Eukaryota, Metazoa, Arthropoda, Insecta, Diptera, Sciaridae. The record is from RefSeq and is a predicted model, not a curated record.
AAAAAUGACUCGCUCACAAUUCAUCACAGCCGUUAAAUACUUAACAUUAUUGUUUGUUGCUGUUCCGAUGCCGGUGCAUUCAGUGAUGUAUCAAAUUGUGUUUGAUCCUGCCAAAUUUAUGAUUCCGUGCAAAGACACUAAAAAUGACAUCAACGAAUUUUUCGAUCUUACAAAAUUAAACAUUUCAUUGGCCAGCGAAAGUACGAUGAAGGUCACUGGAACCCUAGCUGCAUACGAGGAUUAUGGCGCUGAUACCCCUUUAUCGGUUCAUCAGUCGGCGAAGCAAAAAGUAAGAGGUAGAUGGGUAGAUACACCCUACAGGAGUGUCAUAAAGGAUUUGUGUGCGGAUUACUUUAAACCAGGCAUGUGGUGGUAUGAAAACGUUACAAAAUAUUUUGUUGGAGAAGAACGACAGUGUCCGCCAAAAAAAGGUCUACCGUUACCGUUAAACACCACUGUGGAGUUGGUAUUGAAUAUACCUCUGCGGCUACCGCCUGGGGAAUACAUAUCUCAUACGAUUAUGAAACAUACUUUCAAAGAAGCGUGCUUCGAGUGUUACGUCGAUUUAUCGGAAGCCAAAUAGAAUCGUAGCUGGACAUGGGAAGUGUGUGGUAUAGAGACCUUCGACACCAAAAAUAUAUUAUUUCGUCAAUGAGAAACGCAAGAACUUAUUUCGGUAAACCUUUUUUCGGUAAACAAUUUUUGAACUCUCGGUUUUAUACUUUUCGUGGAGGAUCUCAUCAGCAGACAAUCAAUUCGUCAGAGACAAUUCUACAUUAUUCACACUCUUUAACCAAAAUUCUUAUCGUCUUGCAAUAAUGAUUCAAAUAAAAUCCACACACUCGUC